CCCAGCACGAGUCUCGAGACGCUGUCUUCCGUGAUUCAACACUCGCGUUUUGUCUGCAGUGGAACUUCUUUGUCCUUGCGCUUCAACUGGCUCUUCGGACCGGUGCGUUCUCGUUUUUCCUGGGUCAGGCUCCGUCGACUACUUCCACGAUCUUUUCCGUGGUCUGCAUGCACGCUUGACGGCGCAGAAAAGCGCGCUGUCUGUGUCAGCCUGCCUUGCAACGCACAAGAAGCCAACAACAUGCAGUAGACGCCACCUGAUUUUCUCUCUGCCGUUGCGGCUCUUCGUGUUCUGCGACGUCGCUUUCGAAGACAGCGAGGAUUCCGCGAGUUCGCCUCCUCCACGUCGUCCAUUCUGCCCCUGGAGGCGGCACCAGGUGUGCCGCGACCUAAGUUUUCGUCUGGGUCUCAACUCGCAGAGGAACGCCGUUUUCUUACCCUUUUUCGCUUCCUGGCUUUCCCAAGUCUUCGUCUUUCCUCUCAAACUCUGUACCUUUUUCUCUUUCCGCAUGCUUUUUCCGUCCCCAGGUCUUCUGGUCUUGCCCGCCGCACUCGUCGCCGCCGCUGCGCUGUCACCGCGGGUGUCUUCCCGUUUCUUUUCGCGGAUUUCCUUUCUCGUUCUUUUCGCCUCUUUUUCUCCUUUUCCCUCCGGGAACGCAAACGGUUUGCCUUGUUUCUAAUCGCCUGCUCAACUUUCGUUGCCCUCUUCUUUUCCGUCCGCUUUUUGGGGCUUUACCGCCACUGCUACUCGUGGUUUUCCUCGCUUCGAGUCAGAUGGAGCUUUGAGUCUCUCUCGCUGGCCGUGAUGGCGGCUUGCGUGUCUGUUCUCCUUUCUGAUGUUCCGCGGCCGACAACAGCGAGGACACAGCGGUGCCCCGACCUUGUUCUUUCUUUCCUCCUGACUGCCGUUCUUGCUGUCGCGCCUACUUUUUCGCCUUCCUUUCUGCGCCUCUCCUCGCUUUCACACGCGCUUUUCUUCGGUCCCAUCUGUACGCGUUUUCUCUCUGCAACGCGUUGCUCGUCUUUCUUGGAGAAGACGCUUGAAACUCGCGGAGAGGCAAGACGCGCCGGCACAACCCAGCGUGCACAACCCAGCGUGCAGAGCCUGCGUCCACCUAAGUGAGGGCAGCGCGUCAGCCUGAGCAGAAGUUCCACGGCGAGGUGCAGACUCGUGGUGGCGAACGAGGGACGCUUUCCUGUCCGAUUGGUGAGAAUCGGAACUGCGCGUUCUUGCCGGCCACUGCGGCAUCUGAAUCUCCCGCCUCCUGUCGCGCCCACAAGCAACAGGUCGGGGACACAGUGUACAGACACUCGAGAGGGAACCGGGCCGCGCGCGACUCCGGAACGGAGGAGGGAGAGGUGCAGGCGAACGCGACCGGCGCCUGGCGUUUUCGCGGUUGGAGGGAAGACAUGCCGCCAGUUGGUCGGAGAGCGGCAGGGAGAAAACGAGAGCGAAACAAGCGACAACAGAGAAGGUGACGAAGAAGAAGCAAGGGAGAUACACGAGAGACCGGAUUGGUUGUAUGCCUCUCUUAGACCAACGAAGCAAAGCGGGAGUGCUUGGCUCCUUCACGGCUACAUGCGCGACGAGGGGACAACAGACACAGAAGAUGGAGGAAGUCGGCGGUUCGUACUGGUCCAUGUUGGAAGAGGAGGAAGACCAUCAGCAGUGUCUCUCGGCUCUGUUGAGUGCGACGCCCUACGCGUUUGAGUCGCAGGGCUGCGGACUGGACUCUCCGUCGGCCUCUGGGGUGUCUGGCGAUGGGAUACAAAACAGAGAACUCUGCGCUUCAGAAAACGUGGAACUUCUGAGGGAGGCCGAGCGAGGAGACUCGGAGAACUCGGUUGCAGCGUCCCCGGCAGAGAGCGAAGCAGCUCGCGCAACUGCGGCUGCAGCCACUCUCGAACUCGUCCUCAACAGCGACCAAUUUAUGCAGGAGCUGCAUGCAAAGGAAACCGCUCUGAUUCGAUUCCUCAGCAGCCCGGUGGUGAUCAGCGAAUUGGUCCGCCUCCUCACCGUCCUCCCGGGGGAAGACGCGUCUUUCGCACAAAAGUUCAGCAGUCCAUACUACGCAGCCGAGGUCUUCUGCUCGCACGCUUCUCCGGUCAUUCUGGCGCUGUUGACGGAUCCGAGCUGCGCAGCUGCUCGGGACGCCUUUUGGAAUUUCCUUGCAAAUCCAGCCCCACUGAAUCCCGUGCUGGCGGGCUACUUCUCGCGGUGCUGGCAGUCUAUCGUCAAAGCUCACCCCGAAGAGGCAGUGAAUUACCUCGCUUCUCUCGGAGAUGCGCCGGACGCACUUGCGCGUCACCUCUACAGUCGCUCGAUUGCAGAUCUGUACAAAUGCAUCCUCUACGUCGAACAGUGCAUUCCGACGCUGAUUGAACCGAGCACGAUCAUUCCGACUCUCUUUCAGCUGCUGAAGCACUCUGCAGCGACGCGGCCCUCCCCGCGUCUCGCCUCUGAAGUGUCCGGAGGAACCGCCUGCAGCCCCCGAACGACGGACGCGAGGGUGUCCGCCGCCUCUCCGCGAGGAAGCGUCCAGGAGCCUUCGUCGCUUGUCGAGGUCUCUGCGGCCGGCGACGCAGAGGCCAACCAAGCAGACGUCAUGUGCGGCCUCGAGGGCCAAGUCUGCGUGACUCUUGUGGCGCGCGAGCUGAUAUAUCAGAGACUUUUCAUUUCGUACUUCCCUGUUCUUCUGAGAGACCUGACCAGCGAGCGCGUCCUCCUCCAACUCAUCGACAUGGUAACCUCGGAGUGCGCCUCCUGCGUCUCCUCGGGAGUGUCGAUUUUGACGGAUCUGCUCUGCUGCACUUGUGUGGGAGACAGCCAGAUUUCCGAGGUUUGCGGAGGGCCUUCUUCAGACCCGCCAACGCUCGGCGCCCUGAUGGACUGCACAGACGCAGCGGCCUCCGAGGCCGCAGAUGGCGGCGAAGUCGCGUUUGUGCAAGUUGGGGAGAACGGAGGCGAGGAGCGGCAAAUCAGCGGCGCGGAGCGAGACUCGGAGACCGGACGAGACGGCGGCGCGCGAGAAGGGGAGACAGGUCGGGGAGGAACGGCAGAAGAAAAACAGGAACAGACGGACGAAGGGAAGGCAGGCAAGAAGGAAGAAAGGAGGGAGGAAGGAGCGGAGGAUGCAGAGAAGAAGAGACGCGAUUUAGAGUCCAGGGAACACUUCGCCGACCGCCGUGAGGGGGGUUUGGGUGCUUCCAGCGAAGGCGACGCGUCGGAUGUCUCGACAGCAGACGAGAAGAGAGAGGCAAAAGAAGAAGAGGGGAGAAACAACGCGUCUCGAGAGGAAGAAACACAGAAGCAGCCACCUUCGGAUUCGUCUUCUGCGCCGCGGUCCUCAGCGGCCGUCUCUGCCGCUGCGCGAGAUGGGCUCGCGGCAGAGACGGGAGAGACAGUCGGGGAGGAGGACGUCUCUUCUGCGUUUCGCUGUCUUGGCGGGACCUCCGAUGGGGAGUCUCAGCGGACACACGGGGAGGCCAACCAGGAAAAGUCAGAGAGAAGCGUCCACACUCUUUCUGGAGAGCAAGAGUGCGAAGAAAGCGACUCGCGGACGACGCCGGAAUUCAGCUUCCCAGUCGAAGAUGAAACGCUCGCGGCUUCCGUCGUCGCGAAGGAAGACCGAAAGUGGAUCGAAGAGCUCGAAGCUGGCGAGUUCGUCGAGCUGUACAUACACCCCCACGUCGACCGGCUGAUGGCGAAACUGACUGCGUGUUGCGGCUUCGAGGAGGUCCCUUCUGAUGAGGAAGUCGGGGCAGACGAAGACCUCGAAAGAGAACACAAAGAAACCCCCACUGAACGCGUUAAAGGCGUCCUCCCCUCUUCUUCUCCCUCUUCUUCUUCUCUGCCUUCUCCCUCUUCUUCUUCUCUGCCUUCUCUGCCUUCUCCCUCUUCUUCGCAGGCGGCUGCGCGUCCCGUAGAGUCGUCUGGAGGUCUGUCUUCUGCGUCCAUGUUUCGUCCUCGCUGGAGGCUGAAGAAGACGAGGCGUCCGUCUGCUGGAGUUGCGCGUCUGGCGAACGGCGUUUUUCCCGCGGUCGGAAUGGAGACGCUUGAGUUGCUGACGUUGGUCAAGUCUUUGCUAAAGAGCAACGCUGUGAAGACGGCCUCCGCGUUGCUGGAACGAGGGGUGCUCGACCUCGCAGUCGAACUCCUCUUUCUCCAUCCGUGGAACACACUUCUUCACCUCACGGUUACCGACAUGCUGCAGUCUCUGCUGCACCGUGGCGAUUCCGAAGGCGCCCGCCUUCUUCUCCGGACUCGGCUUGUGCCGCUCCUUGUCACUCACUUUCAGCGGAAGCGCGGCGAUCGAGAGUCGGCGCGGCGAGAGAGCUCUCGCGAGCGUUUGGGGUCCGGGACCAGCACAGAAGGAGACAGGCGACGGAGAGAGACGGACGGGGAGGACGAGGGGGAAGGCGGCUGCAGACGCGGCAGACAGAAGAAAGAAAGACGCGAGACCUGCGGAUACACCGCACACCUGCUCCAAGUUGCUCAGCUGGUCGGCGCCACGCUCGAGGCGAAACCGGAGCUCAUGGACCUCCUGCCGCUCAGCUGGCAGCAACAGUGGGAAGCUGUGGUCGGCGAGUUGCUGUACUACCAGCAGAUGAUCCUCAACGAGGAUCCGGGGAGUUUGGACUUGGAAGAAGGCGCGCUGACGACGCUGCCAGCUGUACGAACACUGGAGGACGGAUUCGGCGGUUCUGGGGUGUACACGCCCAAGGUGGGAUUCGAGGAAGAAGAGGGUGGCGACUCGGCUUUCGCCGUGCAAGACGCAUGCGCGAAUUCUUCGCACUUCGUAGGAGUCACCUCUGACAGCGCGAAUGCGUCCUCGAGCGCCUGUCUCUCUUCCGGAGCUCGGUCUCUCUCUGCAGCUGCUGAGAACGCCGCACCGACCAACCGAGAACUUGAGAUUUCUCUUUCUUAGGAACAAAGACCUGCGGCGGCCUCGGCCUUUCACACGAUCCGCCAGGACUCCAUCGCCGUCGAGCACCUGAAGGCAGAGUCUCCCGUGCUGGGGUGUACAGACACCUCGACACGAGGGGGAGACGAAGCCGGAAAGUCUGCAGCCUUCGGACUGCGUACAGAGGAGAGAGACGAAGGAUGGUGUGAGUGGAAACAAGGAGGAAGCUGUGAAGAGUCGCGGCUGGAGAAGGCGGAGGAGGGUGAGCACUGGGAAGACUAAAAGGUGGAAACACGGGGAAAAGAAGGCAGUCUGAAGAGCGAACGCGGGGAAAGAAGCACCGUGUGAGAAGGGUGGAGGUUUCGGCAAGGACGAAUGAGAAUUUUCUGAGAAAAAGACUUCCCUUUUUCGUUCCUGGCUUCUUCUGAUCCUUCAUUCUCUUCUUAUCACGGCCAUGAGAGUUUCCUAGUGUUUUCUCUCUCGUCUCCUAAAGCUUUCCGGACAAGCGAGGACGCAGGGAGAGUUUCGAAACAGCAGGUGACAUGCGUCAAGCUCCAUAAUCGCAUCUGCAGGGGUCGGGGCUGUUGGCGGCAGAACUGAUUCUGAGAGGUCUUUUUGCGCGUCACAAGAGAGUUGUUCAGGUCUCUUUUUCACCACACAGUCCUUCCUUUCGUGCAUGCGCUCCACUGAGAGUCUCCCACGAAGAAGGCCGCAGCAGAUUCCAAAAGAAAGAACAGAAACACCUGUAUGGCUGCGGUUGGAACCGAAACCACGUAUUCGAUCUGACAGUUUUUUUUCCUGAUUCCUAGCUGACUCUGACUCUCGUUCAGGGAGGACUGAUCCAAAGCGCCGCGAAUCCCAGAGUCCCUGAUUAUCUUUGUGAAAAACCUGCGUGGAGUUCCACUCGGUCUUCUCUCCCCCCCUUCUUCGCUGCUCUGAGACGCCUUCGUCUUUCCGGUGGAAUUCUUCCUCCCGGCGUCUCGGCUGCUCUCUCCUGCACAUGUUUCCUGCCUUCGUCUCUCCUCUCUGAGUUUCUCUGCUCUGCAAUGCAGCCUUCUCCUCGCUGGCGCCGUCGUCAGUCUGCGAGGCUGCUGAAAGCACGCACUAUCGAGCGUCUGAGCUGCGCUCUGCGCGAAAGCGAUCCCUUGCAAAGAGGAGGAAUCCAGCCAACUCGACGUCGUAGUCGGGAAACGCCUCUAUCAUGCAAAGGAAAUGCAUUUACCUGCUGCAGUAACGCAGUUGCUAGCAGAAGCAUG
Molecule: messenger RNA, 6159 nt
Organism: Toxoplasma gondii ME49
Lineage: Eukaryota; Apicomplexa; Conoidasida; Eucoccidiorida; Sarcocystidae
Exons: 11
Coding region: 1523-4927 (1134 amino acids)
Molecular function (GO): protein phosphatase binding; protein phosphatase regulator activity
Source: RefSeq, a predicted model, not a curated record